AAAAGCACAGUCUUCUCUGACAUGACAAACCACUGCAAAUCCCUGCAAGACAGGUCACAGACAUGAUGCGGCCUCACACGGACCUCCCCAGCAUGUCCUGGAUGCUGUUCUCCUGCCUGAUGUUGCUGUCUCAGGUCCAAGGUGAAGACUCGCCAAAGGAAGUGCCCACUCCACGGAUCAGGUGUCCCAAAGGCUCCAAGGCCUAUGCCUCCCACUGCUAUGCCUUGUUUAUGACACCAAAAUCCUGGAUGAAUGCAGAUAUGGCCUGCCAGAAGAGACCCUCGGGACACCUUGUGUCUGUGCUCAGUGGGGCUGAGGCAUCCUUUGUGGCCUCCCUAGUACAGAACAGUGCGAACACUUACUCAAACAUCUGGAUGGGGCUCCAUGAUCCCACAGAGGGCUAUGAGCCCAAUGCAGGUGGAUGGGAGUGGAGUAGCACGGAUGUGCUGAAUUACCUUGCCUGGGAGAGACACCCCUCCACUAACCCAAACCCCGGCUACUGUGGGAGUCUGUCAGCAAGCACAGGAUAUCUGAAAUGGAGAGAUUAUAACUGCGGUGCGAUGCUACCUUAUAUCUGCAAGUUCAAGGACUAGGUCUGGUGGGACGUCAGGAGCCUGAGUUUUGUGUGCAGCUCAUCAUGGACAUAUGACCAAGUGUGAAAACCUACCCUGGAAAGGAAUAGUCUCCCCCCUACCAUCUAACCUGACCCUUCCUUCUGAUCAUUUCUCCUCCCUAUUCAUUUAACUUUAUGUUCUUUUUGUGUAUUACAUGGCCUGAGAUUGCAGAGAGCAAUAAUAAAUACUUCAUUCCA
Molecule: messenger RNA, 811 nt
Organism: Lynx canadensis (Canada lynx)
Lineage: Eukaryota; Metazoa; Chordata; Mammalia; Carnivora; Felidae
Product: lithostathine-like
Exons: 6
Coding region: 63-593 (176 amino acids)
Biological process (GO): response to peptide hormone; venom-mediated disruption of cell wall in another organism; antimicrobial humoral immune response mediated by antimicrobial peptide
Molecular function (GO): oligosaccharide binding; signaling receptor activity; peptidoglycan binding
Source: RefSeq, a predicted model, not a curated record